UGGAAUGCGAAGGCAAAAGGUGCGCUUUUUUCGACGGAACGCAGAAGCAGCACCCACGCUCGAGAAUCGAAUAGUCCUGACAGUCUUCGAUUGGAAGACGAAAACGAGGAUGAAGACGACGCGUUCGGGGAUCGAGACCGCCGGGAUCAGAGUGCCACGCGAUUGCGUAGCCGCGUGGAUCGAUUAGGCAAUCGUUGGCAGUCGACAAAGAGAUCCAGAUGCCAGUUAUCGCGUCGCAUUUUUUCGAAGACGGUUAAGGGGAAGUGCGUGUUGGAUGUUCGUUAAAACGUUGCACCGGGUCCGGGUCCGAGUCUCCGUCCGAGCUCGAAGCUCGCGUCGAGCCACGGUGCCGGAAGUGCCGUUUCUCGAGGACAAAGGGCGACGGGGUGACCACGGAAGAAGAAACGCACGAACGAGAUCGCAAGCAAGGGAAAGCGUGACGAGCCCUUGCGGGCCCGAAGGGAGGCGAAACGAGGUAAGGCGAGUGAGGGCAACCACGAGGAUUAAAUAAAAGAGCCUCGUGACGGAGGGGCUUCGUACGGCCCUGGCGCGACUGCGGCACUGCACCCCCACGGGGGGUUCUCUGCCAAACACACCGAAUCCGCCCUCCACCCCGGAACACAAGAACCACGGAUGUUUGGAUGGUCGCGGCUCGAGCCGUAGAAACGGCGGCAGCUCGCGGGGGAAUGGGACCGAUUCGGCGGCGGCGGCCGAGCCGCAGUCGCAGCCACAGUCGCAGUCGCAGCCACAGGCAUCGCGCGGAGCCAGCUCGGCACAUCGCCACAAUGGAACGGAGAAUUCACGCGAAACCGAUUUGCUGUCGCACGCGGCCUCGGCGCUGCGAAGGCUGCACUUCAAAUCGGCCGGCGGCAGUCGGAGCUGUCGCACCGUGCCGAAGGUCGUGGUCAUGGGCUCGAGCACCGCCUCCGAAACCACGAUCAACACUAGCACCGACAGCGCCAACACGAUGCUCACAAUGGUGACGACAACGGACGGAGAACAGCCGGACGACAGCUUCGACUUGGUGGACAUCCCGUCGGAGAUGUCACCACCUGCUCCACUGUCGUCGGCUCCACCGCCCGAACCGGUUCCACCGCCGCCGCCUCCGCCGCCACCACCGCCCCCACCACCCUCCCCGCCUAUCGGCGAUUACUCGACCAUGGACGAGAAGGGUGCCAAAACGAGCCCGUUAACGGCAACCACCGUACGAACGGAGAUCACUGCCCGUCUCGAUGUCCGGGCGUCGAGUACUUCGAACCUCCUCGACGAGACCGAUGCUCCAUCGGUCGAUGCCACGAUGCUCACUGCCACUGGUGCCGCCAGCGAGGUCAGGGUAUCCAUUUCCGGAAGAACUCCGCCUCUCCCGGAUCUACGAGCAACCGACUUUUUUAGUACACCGGUGAGGGGUUCGGUGGACGCUGGCCAACCGGAUCCGAACAACCCGAUGCUGUUGAUGGCCGGUAAAGGCCAGGACAGCAGCAGCCGGCAGAGCAACUCUUCGUCCAGCGAGGGUAAACACGGCCAGAAGAAGCCAAACGUGAACGUGACAACGAACCCGUUGGACAUAUCGUUGGUAGGAGCAUGCGCGAGCAACGACCGAUCGUCCGAAGGUCCAGGUAGGACCGGCGGCAGCAAGCUUCGGGGAAGAGCAGCCGCCGGUGGCAACGCGGCUGGGAACAAGAGAUCGACGCAAGCGGCGACGAUCGUGGUUCAACAACCGUCGCUCUCGUUGGACGGAUCGGCCGGGGCGGCCACGAUACUCUUGCACCCCGAGGCGGACGUCAGACGACGGGAGGAGAACAUGAGACAAUUGCUGGACGUCGCGAACACGCUCACCCUGCAGGAGAUACACGACUUCGAGAUGAGAUACGGUAGUCCGCAUCACAGCAGAUCGCAAUCGGUUAAGACGCCCGGCAGUCGUUCGUCGGGCCGACCAAAUUACCUGUGUCUUCCGCAACAGAGAUCGAGAGUGGCCAGCAUGCCGAACACCGGCGUCGAGGAGGAGUACUACAGGCUCCGGCACUUCAGUAUAACCAUAAAAGGUGUGGUGAACAGAGGUGACUCCCUGAAGAGUCGGAGAUCUAGGUCCAACAACAGCGUGGCGUCGAGCAACUCGAGCACGGAACACCUGACGGCUUCGUACUCUGGAUCGGCGAGGAACUCAGCGGCUGGAUCGUUGGCGAGCUCUCGGGAGAGCAGCGCGUCUCAGGGACCAACGCCGUAUCGCGUUCUCAUGCUGGGAGCACCGGCCGUGGGGAAAAGUUCGCUGGUCUCGCAAUUUAUGACCUCCGAAUACCUCCACGCUUACGACACUUCGAUCGACGACGAUUCCGGGGAGAAAACUGUCAGCGUGCUAUUGGCCGGCGAGGAAUCCGAACUAACAUUCAUCGAUCACUCCUGCGCAGAAAUGACGCCCGAAACUUGCAUAGCGACGUACGAACCGCACGCGUACUGUGUCGUCUACUCUACGACCGAUCGAACCUCGGUAUGUGUAGCCGAAGAGGUUCUGCAAACUCUUUGGUGCAGCGAUCACGUAUCGGCUCGAGCGGUAAUCCUUGUUGGAAACAAAGUCGACCUCGUUCGCAGUCGAUUGGUUUCGACCGCAGAGGGGAAAUGUAUGGCCACAUCCUACGAUUGCAAGUUCAUCGAGACGUCCGUGGGGAUUAAUCACAACGUCGACGAGCUUCUGGUAGGCUUGCUGACGCAAAUUCGCCUGAAGCUCGAGAAUCCCGAAAGAACGAGGGACCUCUUCCGGAAGAGAUCGCGAAAGAACCGCAGCAAAUCGCCGUUAGGGUCUUGCUCCGAGAACAAUUCGCCGAAAAAGUAUCGGGGUAGUCGUACGAGUACAAGUCUGAAGGUACGAAAUUUAUUGGGUAAGGUGUGGGCGAGAGACAGCAAGUCCAAGAGUUGUGAGAAUUUACACGUUCUUUAAAAAUCGUCCGUCUUCGUAUCGUUCUCUAUCUUUGACCUUGCCUUCUCGCUACGGAAACCAUCUUUUUCUAUCCUCUCGACCCUUUUGUCGUUUUCUCGUCUGUCAUCGCUUCGAUCGCGUGUCCUUUCCGUUCGCACUUUACGCCACUUUGCCACGACGAGUUUGUUCGUUCGGUCGCGUGAACCGACAACUCUGGAUUUCGCAUCACGGAAACAUUAAGGCGCAAACACGAUAUUGUCACGUUAUGCGAACGCACGGAACCUUCAAUCCCUGAAAUAUACUUCUACGAAAGAUUUACGGACGAAAGAUCGUUUCUCUGACGUUUCUCUCUCUCUCGAUCGUAAAUUAAGUUCUUAUUGAUUUGAUAAUUAUAGUUACUACAAUCAAGAAGUAAUAAAAACUCCACAAUGAUUGUGAAAACGAAACUUUCAAUCGUUGUUAGAGUUUUGCUUUCACAAUUAUCGAGGAAUUAUUAUUAUUUUUGAACCGUACCAAAUUGAAAUUUUUACAUUUGUUUGUUUCACUCAAUCGUAAAUUAAGUUGUUAUUAAUUUGAUAAUUAUAUUUACCACUUCAAGAAAUAAUAAAAACUCCACAAUGGUUGUGGAAACGAAACUUUCAAUCGUUUUGCUUUCACAAUUAUUAAGGAAUUGUUAUUAUUCUUGAACCGUACCAAAUUGAAAUUUGCAUAUUUGUCGAGUAACAGAAAAUCAUAAAAAUCCAAGUAACGAAUUCGUAUAAUUUUCUCGAUAAUUUAUAAAUAAAUGGUAUACGUGAAAGUGAUACGAAGUAAAUCUACUCCUACGAUCGUUAAAUCCCGAUGAUACACGGAUACGAGGAGAUGUUUGAUCCACAUCUCCUAAAUUAAAUAUUUUCUUUCGUCCCUGUUCCAAGGGUCGCGUCCCCUACUUUGAAAAACAUUGACUUACGCGACACGCGUUACAUAACGCCAUGCGACACGUGUGAUGCCGCGUUAUCCAUCAUUUUUAAAUCUUCGCCCGAAUCUUGUCACACUGUUUGCAGAAUAUUCGGACCUCUGGCUUUUAAAUGGAAACUAAGGGUGUUCGAACAAUGGACGAUCGAUAAAAUCGAUACAGAGCAAUUUAUUCUUGACGUACGUUCGACAGAGCGGUUAAAUUUUUAUUUUCAUUCGAUGACUAACGAUCGAACCAGUCAUUCGUCCAAACUUUGCCCAUCUCUGUACGCGGUAAACAACUGAAUGCAAUUGUAAACUCGUGGUUUACGCAUGUGACGUGCCAAUAAUGUAUUUUCGCCAUUAUCUUUUCCUGCACCGAGCCACUGAUCUCUCCACCCUUGUCGAUACUUUUCUCUCGCGAUCAUUCCCGUUACCGUACCACCGUUUCUUCAUUCCGACGAUAAAUAAGGAACGCGAUUAGUCCGUUCGUAAGUCCGAGCAAGCGUGUCUCUAGUUUCAAAGCUUCCAGUAACAUUUCGGUACUCUUGGUACAAAAGAAUAUAACAAAAGACAGCGUGAAAGAUAUCUUUCGUUUACAUCUGUGGGAAGAAAAGUAUCCCACAGUAGCUUUAUUUAUGAAAACGAUAAUAGACCACCAAGUGAUCGAUAACAUCGAGAAAAUCAAAAGUUAACCCGUCGUGUGCCCCGGUGAAUUUUUCAUACUUUUUGAUCCAUGCUGAACAUCCCUCUCGUAAAAUUACUAAAUCGAUAUUAGAAACGUUCAAUAUUUCAACGGUGUAUACAUCUGACAGUGCAAUAAAACCAUUCGUAAAUGUUGCACAACAUCGUUGAACGCCUGGUUCGCUCUAUUAUCCUUUGCAUAAUCGAGAAAAAAUUAUAUAAUACUCUCCCUCCGCAUAGGUACGAACAAAAUGUAUUUUCAAUUAUCAGAUUAAAUAACGCGUUUGUUCGGACUAACGAAGUGUCGAAUUCCAUCAGCGAACGAGCAAUUAUCGAAAUCAUUUUUAAACAAGAAACGCGCUCGCUACUCCGUUAUUGUUUCGAAACGACGACGACCAACGCGGCUUAAAGUACCGGAAGAACGGAAGGAAAACAAUUUAGCGGAAACAGACGUUGUAAAAUUCGCCCGGGUACAUUUCCGGCGCUUUGGAUCGCUGGAUCACGCGACUCCCGUUGGAACGUGAACCGCCCCGCACGAUGAAAUCUCAUUUCUGCUUUUUCUUCAUCGAUCGGAAGCGCGGCUGAUACAGCCAGCUAAAUAUGUAGCACGAACACACGCGCGUGGAUCGACACGAUCGAUACGAACUUAAAUACCCGGAACGAGCACAAGUAUAUGCAUACGCACACGUUUGCGAACACGUAGAUCGAUUAUGCACGUAUAACAUGUAUAAUACUAACAAUUUACAUACACACUCGACGCGCGUAAACGCGACUCCGGCUCGCACUUAUGCAUGCAUGCACACUGUACACGCGCACGCACGUACUUACGCACGCAACGAUUAAAUUUUCCCGAUAGAACGUUCGCGAUCCCAAGAUUCUCGUCGUUGUACGCGUCUAAACGCGUACGUAUCGUAACCGUUGGACCCGUUUUUCUAUCCAAUGUAAGGGAAUUUAUGCGAAGAAUGUAGUAAAACGAACGCGAAUCGCGGCAUAGUACGUUCCGCGAGACGAUAAUCUGGACUCGGGAACAAAAUGGCUGCGGACCAGGGUUUAUCGUUCCGUACAAUUCGAUAAAAAACAACGAUUCUCUUUAAAAUUUUCUCACGAUGUUGAAAUGGUUUUGAGAGGGUUUUUUUGUAGGCGAACGUGUAGAGAACAUAUUGAGAUUAUAAUGUUUUUUUUUUAUCGUUUCAAUUGAUGCACCUUGAUAUUCUUUAUAAAAAAGUAUUAAGACAUUUGCGUUGAAAAAUCAUCAAUUUAGGAGAUAUUUUGAUUUCGAUUACUCCUUCGUUAAUGUUGUGAUGAUUUGAGAAAAGGUUCAACACUAGAACUACCAAACCAGUAAAAAUGAUCCAUUCGUAAUUUCUAAUGGAACUUGUAAAAAAUUUACUCGACUGAAUUUUUGAAAAUUUAUCGUAAUUUUCUAUAAGAGAAUGUAUAAACCACUUAUUUCAAUUUCUUUGGUACAAAUAAACACGCUAUAAUUGUCGAUAGUUCUAGUGUUAAUGUCACGACCAUUUGCAUCAUAUUCAUUGAAUCGAUAAAUUGAUGAUUCAAUCACACACAUAGUGUUACUCAGUAAUACGAUCCCUCAUAUCGACCAUUGUAUUUUUUAAGUUGAACCAUUCUCUGUUUACAUUUCAUAACGCGGUUGAAUACAAGAAAACACAUCAGAACGCGUCCCUGAACCAUUCAAUUUCGUCCGAAACAUUUGCAAUAUUACAUAAAUUCUAGUAUUCGUACUUCUAAGAACAUCAAUCUGGAUCCUCGCGAGUUAUUACGAACCCGUUGCCUCUAAAUAAAACAAUAGCGUUGCGCAAGGUCACCUAAUUUAUAAUUUGCGUCCGGACGAGUUAAAUUAGGCUUGGUUCGCGGUAAUCGAAGUAUAAUAGUACGACCUUUUGCAGCGAAUCUACGUUACCAUUCUUAACACUUUAACGGCCGCCAAAGUGAGAUGCACGAAGAUGUUAGGAAUAUUAUUACAAGGAAUUAUAAAUGUAACCUCAACAAACGUAAUAAGUUGAAUGUAGGAUGAAAUGGUAACUGAUACAGUAGAUCACUGCUGGCUCUCAAAGUCACAUAUACGUGACAGCAGCCGUCAAAGUGUUAAGCAGAGCGUCGAUCAGAAACGACCAAAACUUUUAUUCGCGUAACAAAGAGACAAAUGAAAACCGUAAACUGCCGUAUACCGACUUACCAUUUUUAUUUAACAAGACCCGGAGAAACCAUUUUAUUGUAUGUUUCGUCCAGAUAAGAAUUUUCUCGACGGGCUGACGAAAUUUUGGUCACGCGACAUCUCCGUUUACAUCCGACCACAUCUUCUCGUAGAACGUACUAUACAGAAAAGCGUACUUGUUGAACGGGGUUGGCUCGUUUAACCGUAGCGUGACACCUUCGACUCGGUAAUGUUCAGAGAAAAUCAAAGGGAAAUCAAAGGGAAGCUUAACGUAUUCGGUGCCAACGUUGAAACUAGAAAAUCGAGGAUCGUAGUUACUCUUCGUCACCCUUUCCUCCGUGCCUAACACUAACCUUUUUCCCCUCCCCCCCACACCUUGUUCUCCUUCUGUUCUACGAGCAAACGAGUCACUCGGUGUCCCUCCUUUUCUCAUUGUACGCUCGAUGUAUUGCUGUCCUAUUGUGCAAUGUAAACGCAGAAGUAAAUUAAAUAAGCGAUCUAUGUUCUUCAGAAUUGUAUAGACGGUGCGUAGAUAAAGGUAGCUGAUUCUGGUUACCAUCGAAUUUUAUUGCACGUUAGACAAAGAGUGGAUGGUUCUAGUAAAUAACAUAUUAAAUUAGCGCGCGAGAACUCGCGCAGGGAUACAAGCUCGAGGCUCAGGCGUUCCCCGUUUUGAUGCAUUUUCAUCGAACGGGGCGCUCGGAAGUGGCAACGAUCGAGGUUCUACCGCGAGGCGCGAGGAAUUCCUGCGCGAGAUUUUCAACGCGCGUAAACGGUCCCGCGAUCGAUGGCGUGUUUCAGAAGUUUCGUUCGUUGAUUCUUCCGGCAAUUCUGCCUUGUUUUAAUAGUUCGUCGCGACGAUCUUCUGGAGGGCCACGGUCACGACGACCCUAACGAUUAAUGCGUAAAAACAAAUGUAUUCGGACGCUUCGAGUACACGAGCGACCGCUUAACUACGUAGCCGUUAAGGAUUGCACCCGUCUACGAAGAAUCGCGAUUUCUUUUUGAAACUUCGACUAAUGGUUCACCGAUAUUGGCUUCGCCUAUGCUUCGAGGCGUGACCGGUCUUCGAUCGAUCUCAGCUUUUACGAUACUGAGAUAUAUAUAUCUUAUCGACAGGGACUUUCAGAGUAUUGUAUCUGAAUUCGCACGAACACGUAACAACAAUUCGUCGCGCGAGAAGAGAACACGGAUUCACGACGAUUCGCAUCCGUUCUCUUUCCGUAAGAGCGUGGCUGUGUUCCCGCCUGUGCAACGCCGGCGUUCCAAACGUUUAAAGAAAAAAAAGGAAAAGAAAAGAAAAGGAGAAAUACUGUUGCUUCGUUCCUCUGUUUUUGUAUUCCAACCGCGUUCAAACCGAUGACUUUUUCGAAUUUCCAGAGCAAAUUUUUAAUCGAGGCGGUGCCUUAACCUCGACAUUUUCGAAGAGGAAUCAAAAAUGAUGAAAAACGUUGCGUUGAUGUUAUAAAAAUUCUCAGUUACGAAUUUGUUCUGAAAAGGGCAAAAAAUUACUGUUUUAUAUUCGAAACGGUUAAACGCGACUCCCAUUGGUGCUCGAGGGACGCGCUAAAUAACGCUCACGUUCAAUAGAAAAUAUUAUAAAUUAAUCGUAACUAUUGCUUGUUGUUAUGAAGCAUCGAUCGUCAUAGAAAUUAGCUCGACAAGCUUGGUUAAAAUUAUUUUAUUUCAACGUUUCGACCAUCGGUUGAUUUUAAAUUUCAUCGAUGAUAUUCACGUUCAUCGCCAUGCCGCAGUGAAUUUGAAAAUAAUAUAAGAAUAAGUAAACUAAUAAACAGUUCCACGGAACUUCCAGUUUGUACACAUAUUAAAUUUCCCAAGAGGAAUACGUUUCCACGAACUGAAACGAAGAUAAUUAAUUAAAUCGACCGCCAUAUACGAACUGGAAAUUGUUAGCAUUCGUGACAAAUAACAAUUGUUCUAGGUAAUUAAAUUCUCUUCAUCUGUAUAGAAAUUUCUCUCUCUUUAAUUUACUUCAAUCGUUUCAUAAUUUAUAUCGUUGAUACGAUUUUAAUUUUUUGUUGUUCUACAUAUAAAGUAAAAAGAACUAAAGUAUUAAUUACUAAUUAUAAUAGCUCCUAACAUUAUUCAAAUUUACGUUUUGUAGAUUUGUGACUACGUUCAAGUUUAUGUAGUUUUAUUAACUGAUUAUUUUUAUUUUUAUAUGGGACAACAACGAUAAUACAUGAUAUUCGACCACCCUUGGGAAAAAUUUUAAUGGGGGAUU
Messenger RNA from Colletes gigas, 8949 nucleotides. Its product is annotated as flocculation protein FLO11-like. The transcript has 11 exons. The record is from RefSeq and is a predicted model, not a curated record. The coding region runs from base 908 to 2932 and encodes 674 amino acids. Gene Ontology annotation, cellular component: plasma membrane. NCBI's taxonomy places the organism in Eukaryota, Metazoa, Arthropoda, Insecta, Hymenoptera, Colletidae. Gene Ontology annotation, molecular function: GTPase activity; calcium channel regulator activity; GTP binding.